Molecule: messenger RNA, 1719 nt
Organism: Anisakis simplex (herring worm)
Lineage: Eukaryota; Metazoa; Nematoda; Chromadorea; Rhabditida; Anisakidae
Source: the annotation of a GenBank genome assembly
AUGAGCUAUUGCGAGGAUUUGAAAAAAAUUGUGCUUUACAACGGAAAUCUUGGCUCGGGAAGAGGUAGGCGAGGGGUUUGCGUGGCAGUUUUCGAAAAGUAUUUGGAAUAUAGUGAACUGAAUUCGGAAGUUUUCACAAAGGCGGAUAUUUACAAAGGUGUGAUCAAUGAUGUGAUAAGUCAAGUGAAAGAGGCAUUCUUGGACGAGAAUGUCGAUGUGGAUGUGCUACAGCAACUCAAGAAGGAAUGGGAAGAAAAGUUGAUGGCGAGUGGGAGUGUGGAUUUGGAAGGUACAAAACCGGUGGCACCGCCACCAAUUCGACAAAUGAAACUACCGGCACAGUCGUCAACGUCGAACGCCACAACGAUGUCAUCAUCGAAUAAUUCUGCAAAUAAUAGCAAUAAUAGUAACAGCAAUAACAACAAUAAUGCCAACAAUAACAGUAGCAGUAAUAAUAGUAAUAGUAACAAUAAUAAUAUGAGUACGGCAACUAGCAGCAGUUCAUUGGCAACUGCAACGACAACGCAUAUGAUUGCUACGCCGCAAACAAUUCCGGCUGGAAGCACUCUUCGAAUUGCACAAGGCGGACAGGUCAGUGCUCUGUCACAAGGCGGAUACAAGGUUUUCGUGAAACUUUUUCCUGGAGUGAGAGUUUCCUUUCAGCACAUUCUUGUUCAACAAGCCUCAGCCGCUCAAUCAGCACAAACUCAACUAGGCACCCAGCCUACAACGAUGGUAAUGCAGACCACUUCAGGGGCUGGCGGAGCUCAGCAACUCCAACGACCCGUUCAACAAGUCCAGUAUAUUAGUGCCAGUUCACUGCCAAUCACCACAGAUCCAAAUUCGCUGCCGCAAGUUGUUCAAUUACAACAUCGGAACGUGAUGGCGGCUGGUUUCCAACGACCACAACUCGGACAAGCUACCUCACAAGCAACCAUCUCAACGAUUCCCUCGGGUAUGAUCGCCUUCCAGCCCGGACCAGGUGCACGUAUCAUUCAACAAGGUGGUCAGCAAUAUAUCAUGCAUAGUGAGUUGUUUGUUUGCAUUUGUGGACCGGCAAAUAGUGUAAUGAUUGUGAAUGCAAACGGUCAACAAAUACCAGUGACCCUGGCAUCAGCAACGAUGCUGCAGCAAGGGAGAAUCGCCGCUCAUGGACAGUUGAAUCCGAAAAUUGAGAGCGCCAGUGGAGUGCCACAGAUGGACGGGGCUGGAUUCGUGUCAACAGAAUACGAUCAACAAGUGGACGGUGUCGAUGAUCAACCCGGCUCUUCGGGUAUCCAGAAAAUGGCUGAAGCAUUACGAACGAUCAAAAUCGAAGCUGCUGCUGCUGCUCGAAAAGGCACGGGUAAGCGAGCACGUCAGCUGGUGCAAUUGGAUGGUGCGAGUCGUAUCAGUGAUUCGUCAUCUGACGAGGAGGACGUCGAUGAGGAUGAUGAUGACGAUCCGUUGAGGAGAAUCGCCGAUCGAAUCGGUGACGACGGCACAGCGAAUGAUGACGAUGAACAAGUAGUUGAGGAAGAUCCAUUGAACAGUGGCGAUGACCAGAGCGAUGAUGAGGAUGUGGAAAGGUUGUUCGAAGCAGAUAACGUUGUGAUGUGUCAGUUUGAGAAGGUACAUCGCGCACGUAGCAAGUGGAAGUUCACGUUGAAAGACGGUAUAAUGCAUAUUCAAGGAAAAGAUUACUGCUUUCAACGUUGUUCGGGUGAAGCCGAGUGGUGA